This is a messenger RNA of Plasmodium yoelii, 969 nucleotides long. Its product is annotated as steroid dehydrogenase, putative. The transcript has 5 exons. NCBI's taxonomy places the organism in Eukaryota, Apicomplexa, Aconoidasida, Haemosporida, Plasmodiidae. The record is from RefSeq and is a predicted model, not a curated record. The coding region runs from base 1 to 969 and encodes 322 amino acids. Gene Ontology annotation, molecular function: oxidoreductase activity.
AUGAUAACUUAUUUUGGAAGACGUGCUUUGAAUCCAAUAUUUUAUAUUGGUUUAGUCGUUGUUUUGAAAAAUGUCUUGUUUGGGAUAUAUUGGUUAUUAAAUUAUUUGAAAGCUAAAUUAUUUUUAAAUGAUUUGAAAAGUUAUGGGAAUACAAUAGUGAUUACAGGAUGUACGGAUGGGAUUGGGAAAAGUUUAGCUUAUUCAUUGGCUAAGCAAAAUGUGAAUUUAUUAUUAAUUAGCAGAAAUGAAAAGGAAUUAAAAAACAUAAAAAAAGAUUUAUUAGAAAUAAAUAAAAAUUGUCAAAUAACUAUUGAUUAUAUAGUUUUUGAUUAUAAUGAGCAUAAAUUUUCUUCAUAUAAAAGUUUACAAGAAAAACUUCAAAAAAUUGAUGUUGGAAUUUUAAUUAACAAUGUUGGAAUUUCAUAUCCAAACCCGUUGUAUUUCCACGAAAUGGAAACAGAGCUAAUAGAGCAAUUAGUGAAUGUAAAUUUGAUGUCUGCUUAUUUCAUGACAAGAUUAGUUUUACCAACAAUGAUAAAAAAAAGAAAGGGUUUAAUUUUGUAUACAUCAAGUGGUGUGACGUCUUUACAAACGUCCCCGUUAUAUACUGUCUAUGCAUCUGUUAAAGAUGGAGUAUGUUCAUUUGCGAAUUCUUUGAGCGCGGAGUUAAAGGAAUAUAAUAUACAAGUCCAGUGUCAUACCCCUAUGUUCAUUACAACAAAAUUAUCAAAAAUAAAAAAAAGUAGUUUAUUUGUGCCCACACCUGAAAUAUAUUCUGAAUGUAUCAUCAGAAAAAUGAAGGAAGGGAACAUUUUACCAUACAAUGUUAUAUCUUCUCCAUAUUUUUUUCAUAAAAUUCAGAUUUUUUUUUAUAAUUGUCUUCCUAAAUGGCUAUUCAGUAUGGCUUCGUUAGCCUCACUUAAGAUAGUCAGACAAAAGGCAUUGAAAAAAAUGAAGAAAGAAGAAUAA